Messenger RNA from Drosophila takahashii, 691 nucleotides. RefSeq lists its product as uncharacterized. Gene Ontology annotation, biological process: mitotic cell cycle; centriole replication. Gene Ontology annotation, cellular component: centrosome; centriole. Gene Ontology annotation, molecular function: calcium ion binding. Lineage: Eukaryota; Metazoa; Arthropoda; Insecta; Diptera; Drosophilidae. The record is from RefSeq and is a predicted model, not a curated record.
CAGAGUUUGAGUUCGGUUGAGUUGAGUUGAUUGUCAGUUUCUAUACACAUCGGUUUUUUCUGUAUUUUUUCUCUCUUUUUUAUACAAUUUUCCUGAAUUGCUUUUGGGGUAUGCCUUCUUUUUCGGCCAUUGAGCUGACGAAUGAACAGGUCGAAGAGCUGAAGGAUGCCUUCGAUAGAUUCGAUCUCGACUCAAAUGGCACCCUUUCGGCGACUGAGAUGCGUUUGGCUUUGAUUUCAGUGGGUCACGAGAUCACUGAAGCGGAGCUCUACGAUCUCAUCCGUUCGGUGGCUGAGAGGGAGGGGCAAGAACUGGAUUUGUCACAGUUUAUGAGGAUGUUGGCACCCCGAAUGGCCCUUGUGGAUCACGAUGACACCCUGGGCCGCACCUUUAACCUCAUCGAUCGCGAUCACGACGGUUACGUCAGCGGCCAGGAUGUGCGUGCGAUCAUGCUCAUCAUGGGCGAAGUCGUAACCGAUGAGGAAAUCAAGGAUAUCUGCCGUGCAGUCGAUAUGGAUGGCGAUGGGCGCAUAAGCCUGCGCGAUUUUAUUAGCUUUAUGCAUAGCCCCAUAUAAACUUGGUUCGCAAUAAAAAAUUUAAAUGUUUUCCGAGGGCAAAAGUACCGAAAAAGAACAUCACAUAUAAAAUGUAAACACAGAGAACAAUACUUUUAAAUUUGAAUGUUAUCUGA